Molecule: messenger RNA, 1227 nt
Organism: Scheffersomyces amazonensis
Lineage: Eukaryota; Fungi; Ascomycota; Pichiomycetes; Serinales; Debaryomycetaceae
Gene: HLJ1
Product: type I HSP40 co-chaperone
Exons: 1
Coding region: 186-1160 (324 amino acids)
Biological process (GO): cellular response to misfolded protein
Cellular component (GO): endoplasmic reticulum membrane
Molecular function (GO): Hsp70 protein binding
Source: RefSeq, a predicted model, not a curated record
AACUGUUAAGAUCAUAUUCUUGAAGAAUACGGUCUAAGUCGUCAUACCAAACCUUGUACAUAGUUUUAAGGUUGUCCCAACUUGAAAUCAAAUAAUCCACUUUGUGUUGGAGUCAAUAGAUCAUUUAGAUAAUCUUAUCGGAUAGACGUCGUAUAGCUUAUUAGCAUAUCGUAUAAUUUAAAAUCAUGCCUGAACCAUCAUAUACAAAAGAACAAGAGACAAUCGUCUUAAAGAUUCUAUCAUAUAAGCCUCAUCAGUUUUAUGAAAUUUUACAAGUUACUAAAACUUCAAAUGAAGGAGAAAUUAAGAAAUCAUAUAGAAAAUUAGCUAUCAAAUUACACCCUGAUAAAAAUUCCCAUCCUAGAGCUGCUGAAGCCUUCAAAUUUUUAAAUAAAGCUUGGGGUGUUUUAAGUGAUCCAUCAAAGAAAAAACUUUAUGAUCAGACAGGAUCUGAUCCAGAUUCAAGAUUCGCAGGUUAUAAUAGUUCUGCAUCUAGUUCAGGUGCUUCUAGGGGUGGCGCUAGCCCGUUCGGAGGUUUCCAAGGUGGUGCAAGUCCUUUUGAUGAUGAUAUAUUUAAUAUGUUCUUUGGAGGUGGUGGAGCUCAGGGUCCAACUUUCACUUUUGGAGGUAACGGAUUCACUUUUCAAUCUUUUGGUGGUGGACAACCAUACGUAAGACAAAGAUAUCAACCAAGACGUCAACAGCGUCAACAGCAACAAGGUAGUCAACAAUCACAAGAGGAACCAUCCUUUAUGGAAAGUUUAAGACAAUUAUUACCAAUAUUAUUGAUCAUAUUAGUUCCACUCCUUUCUGCAUUAUUCUCUGAUUCAUCGUCAUCAGUACCUGACUAUUCAUUCGUUAAAGAUAAUCAAUACAAUUUACAAAGAGUAACACCUAGAUAUAAAAUUCCAUUUUAUGUCACUCAAAACUUUGAUACUAAUAAGAAAUUGCUGGAUAAACAAAUAAGGAAUUUCGAUUCAAAAGUAGAAAGUGUUUAUAUACAACAUAAAAGAACGAAUUGUGCAAGAGAGCAGACAAUUAAAAAUGAAAUGAUUGAAGAUGCUCAGGGUUGGUUUUCUACUGAUUAUGAAAAGCUAAAGGAAGCUGAAGAUUUACCAAUGCCAAAUUGUAAAGCAUUAAGAGAUUUACAUUUAAUUUAAAAUAAGUAUUCAUUUAAUUCUAUCAGGAGCAUAUUUAAUAAACACUUUGCUAAUAUUAAUUGGCUAC